Molecule: messenger RNA, 2596 nt
Organism: Xiphias gladius (swordfish)
Lineage: Eukaryota; Metazoa; Chordata; Actinopteri; Istiophoriformes; Xiphiidae
Gene: fzr1b
Product: fizzy/cell division cycle 20 related 1b
Exons: 14
Coding region: 478-1941 (487 amino acids)
Biological process (GO): positive regulation of ubiquitin protein ligase activity; positive regulation of anaphase-promoting complex-dependent catabolic process; anaphase-promoting complex-dependent catabolic process
Cellular component (GO): anaphase-promoting complex
Molecular function (GO): ubiquitin ligase activator activity; protein binding; anaphase-promoting complex binding
Source: RefSeq, a predicted model, not a curated record
CGGGCGGGGGCGGGGGCGGGGGGAGAGAAACGCGACGACAGCUUUCCCCGCCGCAGCGCCGAUCUUUCCCAACCAAAGAUGGCUGCGGCUGUGGUCACCUGAGCCGCCGUGUCAGUCGGUAAGAGAGCGUCGGUCAAAGCAGCGGGGCCGUCAGCUGACGGCGGCACCGAUCGCGAACGGGUUGCCGUGUGCGCGAGCAUGAUGCCAUGACAACGGCGCGGCGCACCGCGAAGCUGUCCAGCGGUUUUACUUCGAUAGUGGCCCGCUUUUAGCCAGCAGCGAAUGCGGACUUGAUCUUUAAACCAAGCGGACGAGAACAGUAACGCAACCUGCAUGCGCCGAAAUCCGCAGACGCCAGGCUAACCGGGCCGUUGGAGAUGGGGAUCCUGUGCGGGCUUCCUCGCCGGGUCGGAGCGGAGGUUUAAAGGGGGCGGGGAGGGCAGCGGAGGGGCCUUGCUGCCCGUCAGCCCUGAAGAGAUGGACCAAGAGUACGAGAGGCGGCUUCUCAGGCAGAUCAACCACCAGAACCUGCCCACAGGGGCCCGCCUGUCAAAGUGUGUAAGUGCCACCUGCAGUCCUGUCAGUGUGAAGUCCGGGGACCGCUUCAUUCCCACCCGAGCUGGAAGCAACUGGAGCAUCAACUUCCACUACGCUAAUGAGAACUGCCGCUCUCCCAAUCAGAACCAUAAAGCAAAGGACGCCAGUUCAGAUUCCAGCAAAGACACUGUGGCGUAUGCCGCCCUGUUGAGGAAUGAGUUGCUGGGGGCAGGGAUAGAGACCGUGCCGGACCCUCACACGGACGACCGGCGGCACACGGUCCUCUCUCAAGACUCUCAUGGCCUUUUUAGGUACACUGUCCACACUAAGAGAGUGCCUUUCGAUAGCGAUAAUGAAGUCUCACCAUACUCACUUUCUCCACUUAGUAACAAGAGUCACAAGCUGCUCCGUUCCCCUCGUAAACCGGCCCGAAAGAUCUCCAAGAUCCCCUUCAAAGUGCUGGACGCCCCGGAGCUGCAGGAUGACUUCUACCUCAACCUGGUAGACUGGUCAGCGGGCAACCUGCUCAGCGUCGGCCUGGGAGCCUGCGUCUACCUGUGGAGUGCCUGCACCAGCCAGGUGACAAGGUUAUGUGACCUUUCAGUGGAUGGAGACUCUGUUACAUCAGUUUGUUGGAAUGAGAGGGGAAGUCUAGUCGCCGUUGGAACCCACAAAGGUUACGUUCAGAUCUGGGACGCGGCUGGAGGGAGGAAGCUGACCAGUCUGGAGGGUCACUCAGCCCGUGUAGGUGCCCUGGCAUGGAAUGGGGAGCAGCUGUCGUCGGGAAGUCGGGACAGAGUGAUCCUCCAGCGGGAUGUCAGAACACCCCCUUCUGCUGAAAGGAGGCUGCAAGGUCACAGGCAAGAAGUGUGCGGUCUCAAAUGGUCUCCUGACCACCAGCACCUCGCGUCCGGAGGCAACGACAACAAGUUGCUUGUGUGGAACAGCUCCAGCCUGCUCCCUGUGCAGCAGUACAGCGACCACCUGGCAGCGGUGAAGGCCAUUGCCUGGUCGCCCCACCAACACGGGCUGCUGGCGUCGGGGGGCGGCACGGCCGACCGCUGCCUGCGCUUCUGGAACACUCUGACGGGUCAGGCGCUCCAGAGCACAGACACUGGCUCCCAGGUCUGCAACUUGGCAUGGUCCAAACACGCCAAUGAACUGGUGAGCACUCACGGCUACUCUCAGAACCAGAUCCUGGUGUGGAAGUAUCCGUCACUUACACAGGUGGCCAAGUUGACAGGACAUUCCUACAGAGUGCUGUAUCUGGCUGUGUCACCAGAUGGGGAGGCCAUCGUUACAGGAGCCGGGGAUGAGACACUACGUUUCUGGAACGUCUUCAGUAAGACACGCUGCACCAAGGAAUCAAAGUCAGUGCUGAACCUCUUCACAAGAAUACGAUAGUGAACGGCCCUGGUCAGUACUGAUUCAAGAGGAGCCUACUAAGCUGUGGUUGAACUGCACAGUUACCCAUCAACACUCAGACUAGCCAUUACACCCCUCUCAUCUCAGCACCAUUCUCAAAAGCCACCAAUACGACGGCACUUCUUGACUCCACUUUUUCUACAGCCCCAACUUCAAACGACAACUGCCAUCCCUCACAGUGAUGUCACUGACUUAAAAAAAAAAAAAAAGAAAGAAAGAAAAAUAAGCAGUCUAUUGCCUGGACAUGUUGUCUGCUCACAAAAGUUGGUCUUGUUUUCUUUUCUGUUGUGGAAGUGAUGAAAUUGUUUUACCAUAUAUUAGCAGAAGUAUACAUCUACAAGAGUUUUAAGCUAUCAAAUGUAACAACGUCACAUUUUUAAAAGGCUCUCCUUUGUAACAGAGAGAAGAAGAAGAAGCCUGGAUUGGGUGGGGAGGGUUUCUAUAUUUUGAUAAUGUGUGAAUGUGAUAUACAGGAGUGUACAGAAGAAGAAAAACAAUAAAUAAGUGAACACACACACAGAGUUGCUCAUGCAGCUGCAAAGAAAGACCUGUUUAUUGGUGUUUUGUCAGUUGUCCAAAAAAUGGAGCGUUGGUUUUGUGUAUCCAUGCCUGGAGAUAAGAAACGGGCACUGUG